Messenger RNA from Laetiporus sulphureus 93-53, 3164 nucleotides. RefSeq lists its product as uncharacterized. Lineage: Eukaryota; Fungi; Basidiomycota; Agaricomycetes; Polyporales; Laetiporaceae. The coding region runs from base 204 to 2867 and encodes 887 amino acids. Gene Ontology annotation, cellular component: nucleus. Gene Ontology annotation, biological process: positive regulation of transcription by RNA polymerase II. The record is from RefSeq and is a predicted model, not a curated record. The transcript is spliced from 4 exons.
UGGGUGUCGAGGACAAGGCGACCGCGACGCUCAAGGGAGGCGACGAGUGAAGCGUGUGAAUCCGACUCGGGGGCGGCCGAGGGCCUCAUAAGGAAAGCGGGAGUCGCUGCGCCAAGAGCCAAGAGCGCAGGCUUGGCAUACCAGGCCCGCCAAGAGAUCUCGAUAGGAGCCGCGAUUUAAGAGUUAAAGGCGAGUUCUCCACCAUGCCGCUCGACGACGCCGACCCCAGGUCCCUUGUGCCCCUCCACACCCUCCAACACGCCCUCUACCGCCAACUCUACCCCUUCGACAUCGCCAACGACGGCGACCACGCCUUUCAAUUCAUGACCCAACCCAUGCCCUCCCCCCGUCCCGCCGACCCUUCCCUCUCCCCCCCGCCCCUCUCUAACACCGGCUCCUCCAAGGCCUCGACGACCUCCGAGCCCCACACUCCCCUGCAGUCCGCCCCAGCCCAGACCGACGAAAACUCCCCUCGCCACGAAUGCCAGUGGAUCGACUGCGACAGAGUCUUUGCCGACCCCGAGGGGCUCUACAACCACCUCUGCAACGACCACAUUGGCCGCAAGAGCACAGGAAAUCUCUGUCUGACCUGCAAAUGGAAGGAGUGCGGCACAACCUGCGCUAAGCGUGACCACAUCACCAGCCACCUCCGAGUGCACACGCCCCUCAAGCCACAUGUCUGUGUCAUCUGCAAGAAGCCGUUCAAACGGCCUCAGGACCUUAAGAAGCAUGAGAAGAUCCAUACCGAGGAGCACCAUGCACAGCACAAGCACUCCAAGGCCAUCACUGUUGCUGAUCCGUCAUACAAUUCCCGCGUCCGCGGAGACCAUCUUUCGUCCGCGGAGGCUCUCCCUUCCCAUGACAAGAAGGCGUUUUCUCAGCAGCUGCCUUCUGUCGCCGGCAUGGACAAAGUUCAGCCCCCGGUCGCACGCGCCAAGAGCAAUUCCUUGUCCGUCUCUGACCGUUCCUCUGGCGCAGGGUAUGGGCUUCUAGCCACGCCUUCUCCCGAGAUCCACCAGGCCGCAAUUAGAUAUCCGAAUGCGGAGACUGGCUCGUCCCGGGCCCAGCUCUACCAUAUGCAGAAUCAAUUGCCCACCUGGGAGGUUCUCACGGUCGACGGUACCCCUUCCAGGACAACUGGCAGCGGGUCAAAGCGCAGCCACGACGAGUACAGCGUCGAUGACUUUUUCACUGACAUGAAGAAACGUCGCGUCAAUCCAUCGUACGACCCGAAUAUGGCGGCGCGCCUCAACACACUCGCAUACCAGCAUUCGUUGGGUUCUACUCAGUCAAUGGGGCCAGCCCCUGUUGGCAAUAGCAUGUUUAAUCCGCGAUCCGUCUCGUUCGACAUACGAAGUCCCGAGGAGUUGGCCGCCGUCAAUGAAUUCUUGAUUGCGCUCGGUCGUGACGUUGCAGGUUCAGGAGGCGUUCCCCGACAGCAGCAGCCUCACCCACAACAGCAUCAUCAUCCUAACAUGUCCUCGACGCAGCAUAUGCCGUCUCCUAACGAGGCCUCCUCGAGCACUUUCUUCGACGCAGCUUCUCUGAACCAGCUUGGUCUAGCGGGCAUGCCUGGUAUACCCACGGCACCGGGUCCUGGGUCCGGAGCAGGCUACCAUGGUGACGCUGGGUAUCUAUCUGUCGACUUUUCGUCGCACCACUUGCCACCCGUGUAUCCCAGCCGCUCAUCGCAUCAGUCCGUGCAGGCAGCACAUUUCGGUGGGUAUCCUUCGCCGCAGGAUAUGAUGUCCUCCAAUGGCUCGAUGUUCGCAUCUAUGCCAUAUUCGGGCUCGCGGACACGAGCGCAGCGCGUUUCGUCUGUCUCAUCUGACUUGGAUGAGCGCUAUCACUCGAACUAUGCGGGUUCAAGCAUGCAGCAGUCAUACGCGUAUUCGCAAGGGCAGUAUAUGUCGCCACCGCAUGAUGGGAUGCCAUAUGCGAUGCCCUCACCGCUGUCAACGAAUUCGACGAGAUCGACACCAUCUAACGCGACACCGCCGCGUCUCAGCGAUUCCGCUCCGAUGGCGUUUGUGCCUGAAGGGACUACGGCAUUCGAUGCAGUCCGGCCGACCAGGGCGCCCCCGCCUUUGCAGUUGGCGCCUUUGGAAUACGGAACGAAGAAUAUGCGUUCGAUCUCGCUCCUCAAGACCGCUCCUGGGAGUGCAGAAGCUAUCGCUGCUAGCUCGAGAAGUAGGCCGGAGCCGAUGGAGCCCAAGCUCGGAACAGGCAUUGUGCGCAGAGGCCCUCCUGCGAAGCUGACGGCAGAGGCUGUAUCAUCGAUGAUGACGAACCUCUCGCGUCCUCCGUUGCGCUCAUCGUCUAGCCAGAACGACGCCCUCUAUCCCUUGCUUACAUUUGGAGACGAGCAAUUCAAACUUGCUCCGCUCAGGAACACCUACCGCUCUCCCUCUCCGCCUGUAUCUGAAUCGACGUCCUCUCCCAUGUCUCGGGGCUCAACAAUUUCGCCGCCUCCCUCCAAGACGCAGGCGCAUCCGUCACGACACGAGUCGAGCACGCCGACCUCGAGCUCGAGUCCAAGUACGCGCUCGAGCCUUUCACCGGAGCCGGGUCCGACGGUGUUGCCGGGUAUUCGUAGUAUUGCCACGGACUCUCCGCGCGUGACGCCGCGUCGGCGGGAGACCGAGGAGCUUACGCAGGCUGUCGGCCGCAUCGAGCUCGACAGCCGAGCUGCCCGCGACGUCACUCCGGCUCAGCGGGCGGCGCACGCGCAUCUGGUGCGGGAUUUGCUGGUGUCCAUCAACGUGGAGUACCGCAAGCGCUUCGGCACGCCCCCUCCGCCACAGGAUUCGGCGCCGAGAAUACAACCGCAGGAGGAGCUGCGAGAUGUGGAGAUGGUCGGCGCAUAAGCCCAUGCGGCGUGAAAUCUCAGUCCGGUACUGCGGACGCGUUAUUGCCGUUGGACUUGUGACCAUUGGCGUAGAAAUGCUGCACCACCGCCGGAUGGUAUUUUCGACUUUGGACAUAGUGUAUAUUAGUAUAUUGGCCAUCGCCUGGGCUCCCUUUACUGAUGGCUGAACAGCAAAAAGAAACGAUGUGACCGCUUCGAGCUUAUAAUGAAUUCAAUUAUCGCCCAGCGUCGGAGAGUUAUGUGUCGCGAGAACUCACCCGGUCCGGCGUCGUUUAUAGGGCGGUUUAUCAGCCCG